Messenger RNA from Fusarium proliferatum ET1, 246 nucleotides. RefSeq lists its product as uncharacterized. The coding region runs from base 1 to 246 and encodes 81 amino acids. The record is from RefSeq and is a predicted model, not a curated record. The transcript is spliced from 5 exons. NCBI's taxonomy places the organism in Eukaryota, Fungi, Ascomycota, Sordariomycetes, Hypocreales, Nectriaceae.
AUGGCUUGCGGUGUCUGUGGCAACGCUGUUCAGGGAACCUUCGCGUUCUGCAAUAACUAUGCGAAAAUGCCCGACAGGGUCCUUAUUUCUGCCCCAACCAUACGUGCAAGAAAUGUGGUGGACAGACUGAGAACGGUCAAGACUGUUGUUAAGAGCAUCCCUGUGACCAGCUCUAAGUUGCCAGUCUCUGGCAUCUUACAGUCAUGUGGUCGGCGCCUGCUUACAGGCUUAAAUGCAUGGGUCUGA